AUGUCACUCGCUUUACGAAAUUCAUUCGAAAAUCUGCAAGUCAUCGACUAACUCGAAUUUCCCUUAGAAAAAUGGGAAAACAUACCUGAGAUAGUUAAAAUAUCUUUUCUACAAAUGAAUAAAUAAAUGAUGCAGAUGAGUAACUUUCUUUAAAAGUUAGCUCUCCCUGAAAAAAUUAGUGAGCUUUAACUCCAAAUUGAUAGCGUGCAGCAUUCCUAUAACAAUUUUACAACAUUUACUUACGUUAAAGAUUAAGAGUAAAUCGAAACCCAUUUAAAGCAGAUAGAUUAGUAGUUAGGUUCCAAGAUAGACAACUUGUAUGAAGAAACAAACAAUCUUUAGAGAGCUUAAAAGCUUAUUGAUAUUAAUCCUAAUGAAGAAUCAGAAUAAUUUGUUCAAAAUAAUAAGAAUUUCGAUCUGCAUUACAAUAAUUUAUCUAAUACUUCAGAUAAAUCAGAGAAAACUUAAUUGGAUAAUGCUAAAGUCAUAUGGAAUAUGAUUAACACAUUUAUAAUUGAAAGUCAUAUACCUACGGAGUUAUAAAAAAUAGAAGAAAAACUAGAAGCCUAAAGAAUUGAAUUUGAAAAAAAGCUUAGUUAAAAUAUUCAGCCAAAGAUAAUUGAGUAAGGAGAGCAAAUAAAGGCUUUAGAUACAAAUUUAAUUCACAAAGAAAAAAAGCUAUAAUUUUAAAUAGAACAAAUUAACUAAAAUGACUUCUAAGGAAUGAAGCAGCAAAUCAGGGAAAGCAAAGAGUAUUUACAAAAAAAUUAGCAAUUUUAAACAGCUCAAACUCAAGUUAAUAACACUGUAUAACAAAAACAACAGGAAAUUAUCUUAGAUUACAACACAAAGAUAUAGCUUGUUUAGAAAGAUACAUUUGAAUUUUAGAGGAAAAUAGAUCAAAUAAAAUCUAUUACUGAAAAUAUGAUUUCUCUCUUUCAACAUAAUUCUGAGUAAAACUAAGAAAAAAUCUAAAAAAAUAUUCAUGAGUGUUCUAUGAGGAUACAGAAAUUAGAGAAUUUUUAUAGUCAAGAAUUAGGAAGCAUAAAUAUGCAAAUAGAGCACAAUUAGAAAGCCCAGUUUGUCUCUUUGAAAGAGGAAGUAGACUUGCUUAAUAAAAAAAUUUCUAAAAAUACAAAAGAUUCAUAUUAAGAAAUACAAAAAUUAGAGAAUGCAAUUAAUGAUAUAUUUCCAAGAUUCAAACAUUAUUAAUUAAAAAAUAAAGAGUUGGAGUCUUAAAUUAAUAGCGUGAUUUCUUUAACUUAAUAGGAACUUAAGAAUAACGUCAAAAAUAUAGUAAAAGAAUCUCUGUCGGGAAGUGAAGAAAAAAUUAUUUUUUUAGAGGGACUUAUUGAAAAUUUAAUUAACUUACUUUACUAAAAUGCAUAGGAUAGAAUUAGUGGAUUAGGUGGAGCGAGCGUUUUACCUAUGAUUACAAAAGAUAUCAAAAAUUUAAAUUAUGAUACUAAUGCUAUGAUUUAAAGUACUUUAAAUACUUCAUAGGUGUUAUUAGAUGAUCAGUCACCUAAGAAAAUAGCAACAGAAAAAUCUAUUUAAGAAAAAGAAGAGCUACCUAAUUCAAUAUUAAAAUCUCAAUAGCUAGAAAAUGUUAAGUUUUUAAGUGAACUUCAUACUAAACCUUUAAUUCUUAAGUCCCCAAUCAAAUUUAGUUCAACCUUAAAGAAAGCAAAUGAAAAUUUAUCAAGGACAGAAAUCUAACUUGUACUUUCAGAUAAUUAGUAAAAGCACCCAAUACACUCAAAAUAGAAAAAUCAAGGUACUUAACCGGUAAGAGCUAGGAAUAAUAGUCUUGGAUUAGCACCUUCAAAUAGUCUAAGUCCCAUCAAGCUUAAGCUAAACUAAGUAAAGGUUUAAAGUACAGAAGAGAGUAAAAACAUUGAUCUCAGUAAAACUGUAUAUCCUCGAUUCAAUACAACUAAUUUUGAAAGAAAAAAUUUUAGAUCAUAAUCCCAAGAAUUUAUGGAAUUCGGAAAAAUCAAAUAACCCCCAUCAGGUGUGCUUAAUUCUGAUCAUAUAUUUUGUAUGGAACUAGAGGCCUUCAAACAAUAGUUAACCAAUUCACGUAAAGACAAUACCGAAAAAAGGUAAAAAUGGAGCAACUCAGGUUCACCUAAUUGA
Molecule: messenger RNA, 2139 nt
Organism: Tetrahymena thermophila SB210
Lineage: Eukaryota; Ciliophora; Oligohymenophorea; Hymenostomatida; Tetrahymenidae
Exons: 6
Source: RefSeq, a predicted model, not a curated record